CAGCGGGCCGGGCUAGAAUCUGCGGUCUCAAGUCCUCAGGGCCCUGCGCGUCCUCUCCCUCGCUCCAGGCGCCGGCCUGCCCUCACCCCGAGUUCGGCCCACGGCGCCCGACGCCCUAGCGGAGCGGGCGGGGGCGGCCCGCAGGCCCCUCCCCGGCGCCCAACGGCAGCCGCGCAAGCUGCGGAGGAGGCGGGAGCGCCCAGGCCGCUGCGCUCAUGGCGUCGCCCGGAAGUGGAAUUACUGGUCAAAGGGCAUUCAGAUCUGGGAGAAGUGGCCCCAGAAGUAAAAGCUUCAGACAGCCAAACAUCCGUGGCAAUUGCAGAUUUGGAAUGGAGAGAAAUGGAAGGAGAUGACUGCGGGUUCCACUAUGGAGAUGGUGCAAACGAGGCUCAGGAUAGUGACUUCCCGACAGUGGAGAGAAGCAGGUUUCAGGAAAUGCUGUCCUUGUUGGGACUGGAGACAUACCAGGCACAGAAGCUCACCCUCCAGGACUCCCUGCAGAUCAGUUUUGACAGCAUGAAGAACUGGGCUCCUCAGGUUCCCAAGGACCUUCCCUGGCAUUUCCUCAGGAAGCUGCAGGCCCUUAAUUCUGAAGCCAGGAACACCACUAUGGUGCUGGAUAUGCCUCCAGAUGCCUGGCCUGCAGAGAAAGAGAGCCAGAUGGAGGAGGAGAUGAUCUACUGGGACCCGGCUGAGGACAUGGCUGCAGACGACAUCUACUCCUUCUCUGAGCUGCCCAUGCCCGACACACCUGUGAACCCCCUGGACCUUCUCUGUGCCCUCCUGCUAUCUUCAGACACCUUUCUGCAGCAGGAGGUCCUACUCAAGAUGUCCCUCUGCCAGUUCGCACUCCCGCUUGUAUUGCCUGAUUCAGAAAACCACUACCACACUUUUCUCCUCUGGGCCCUGCGGGGCGUUGUGCGGACGUGCUGUUUCCAGCCCCCACGGGGCCUUGGAAGUUUUCGAGAAGAUAGCGUGGUCCUGUCCAGGGUGCCCACCUUUGCCUUCGUGCGCAUGGAUGUCAGCAGCAACUCCAAGUCCCAGCUGCUCAAUGCCAUCCUCAGCCCAGCUCGCCGGCAGUGGGACUGCUUCUGGCAUCGGGACCUCAAUUUAGGCACCAAUUCUCGAGAGAUUGCGGAUGGGUUGGUAGAAAUUUCCUGGUUUUUCCCCAGUGGUAAGGAGGACCUGGAUGUUUUCCCAGAGCCUAUGGCCUUUCUGAACUUGAGAGGUGACAUUGGGUCUCACUGGCUGCAGUUCAAGCUCUUGACAGAAGUCUCCUCUGCUGUGUUUAUUCUGACUGACAACAUCAGUAAGAAGGAAUACAAACUGCUGUACUCCAUGAAGGAGUCAACCACAAAGUACUACUUCAUUCUGAGCCCCUACCGAGGGAAACGGAACACAAACCUGCGCUUCCUCAACAGGCUGAUUCCCGUGUUGAAGAUAGACCACUCUCAUGUCCUCGUGAAGGUCAGCAGCACCGACAACGAGGGCUUUGUGAGGCGGAUCCGAGCGAUUAUCUGCAGUGUGGCGCGCUCUCCCUGCAGGAGGCUGUCUGUGGAGGACAUGGCACACGCGGCACGGAAGUUAGGCCUCAGAAUUGACGAGGACUUGGAGGAGUGUCAGAAGGCGAAGGAGCGGAUGGAGAAGAUUAUCAGGAAGAUCAAGGAUGUGGAUGCCUACAAGAGAGACGAGCUGAGGCUGCAGGGAGACCCUGCAAGGAAGGCAGCCCAAGUCGAAAGGGAGUUCUGCCAGCUCCAGUGGGUCUCGGAACCCCCAGAGAAGCACCGGGCUGAGCUGAGACGUCGGGUCCUGGAGCUCCGCGUGCAGCAGAAUGGCCAGGAGCCCACCUCAGGGGUACAGGAGUUCAUUCUGGGGAUAAGCAGCCCCUCCCUGGGUGAGAGGCAGUACUUCCUGAGGUGGAUGGAGUGGGGGUUAGCUCGACUAGGCUCGCCACGGCCAAGACAGCCUCCAGAGACGCUUCUCACCCUGAGACCAAAACUUGGUGGGGCCUCAGACUUGAAUGAGCCCUACUGGCCUGAGCCCUUGGGAGUGGAGCACUUCCUGCGGGAGAUGGGGCAGUUCUAUGAGGCCGAGAGCUGCCUGGUGGAGGCAGGGAGGCUGCCUGCUGGCCAGAGGCGCUUUGCCCACUUCCCAGGCCUGGCUGUGGAACUGCUGCUGGGUGGGCUGCCGCUGGAGCUGGUCGAUGGGGCCACCCUGAGCAUCCCUGUUCGCUGGGUCACUGGGCUUCUCAAGGAGCUGCAUGUCCGCCUAGACAGGAGAUCUCGACUAGUGGUUCUCUCUGCGCUGGGGGUGCCAGGCACAGGGAAAUCUACACUCCUUAACACCAUGUUUGGCCUGCGGUUUGCCACAGGGAGGAGUUGCAGUCCCCGGGGAUCCUUCAUGCAGCUCCUCCCUGUAGCUGAGGGCUUCAGCCAGGACUUGGGCUGUGACCAGAUCCUGGUCAUAGACUCUGGGGGUUUGAUCAGUGGGGCCUUGCCCUCUGCUGGAGACAGGUUCGAACUGGAGGCUUCCUUGGCCACGCUGCUAAUGGGGCUAAGCAAUGUCACUGUGGUCAGUUUAGCUGAAAUGAAGGACAUUCCACCAGCUAUUCUUCAUGCUUUUCUAAGGCUAGAAAAAACAGGGCACAUGCCCAACUAUCAGUUUGUCUACCAGAACCUUCAUGACCUCUCUGUCCCUAGCCCCAAGCCAAGAGACAGGAGGCAGCUCCUGGAUCCGCCCAGCGACCUGGGCAGGGCUGCUACCCACAUGGAGAAGCAGGGUAGCAGCUUCCGGACACUGGCAGGCCUGGCCGAGAGGCAGCAUGUCUGGCACAUCCCAGCCCUGUGGCAUGGAGCACCCCCCAUGGCCGCUGUGAGCCUGGGCUACAGUGAGGCCAUCUUUGAAUUGAAGAGAUGCCUGCUAGAAAACAUCAGGAAUGGCUUGUCCAACCAAAACCAAAACAUUCAGCAGCUCAUCGAGCUGGUGCGGAGGCUGUGAAUGUCAUGAGGGUAGGGCCUCCUGCUGUGGCCUGUUGGGCCAGCAGCCAGCAAGGCUGUGUUUGGCACCCGAGGGUUGGCUGGUGCUUGCUGCACCUGAGAAGGAAGACAGGAGUUAAGGGCCUCUUCACAGUGUUAAGAAGCAGUCUCAGACUGGCUCAGAAAUAUUGAGAAUAGAGGCCCAGUGUGGGGUGAUCCAAGCAGUGGCGUUCUCUGUCCCUAACCCAUGUCGAGGCUCCUGGGAGUUGGCCCAACUUUGGGUAGCUGUUCCUUCACUGGUCCCUGGAAUUAGGGAACAGCUCCCUUAGUCACAGCAGGUGCUGGCAGACAGGGAUGUUGCGGUUGUUCUGAAGAAGCAAAAGAGGCUUUGCUUCCAUUCAGUCCACCGGUCCUUUGUGGACCAGCCUUCAAGGUUUCGGUGAUGUGGCACCGAAGUGUAAGGCACUGCCAUGGCACUGAGCUUACGUACUGGUGUGUGAAGCGCUCCCUGACCCUUGCCCAGGAAGUGUUCGUCAGUCACCCUUUUGUGCUCCAGCACUUUGUCACACUUUCUCCUCAACACUUCAUGGCACAUUGUCACUUGUGUGUUUACUGUCUGCCCCUCGACUGUGAGCUGCUUGAGGGCAGGACCUAAGCACCAUACAGCUCUGGGUCUCUAGGACCUGGCACACAUAGGCGCUUAAUAAAUGUUUGUUGAACUAAUGAAUUGAAUGAAUGCUCCAAUGAUAGUAGCGUGUAGGUUUUGCCUCUUUGUGCCUUCCUUGUCCUUGUGCUCAGGACAACCUUUCCCUGAGGAGGGGUCUGGGAGCAGGCUGUUGCCUGGGGAUAAUGCCAUCAUAGUAACUUUUCAGCACUUUAGUCCCUGCCCCAUGUGCGGUUGACAGUAGGAAGUCCCAGACUGCCGUCCCUGCAUGGCAGACAUGAGUAGAGAGGACCUGCUUGCUGUGCAUUUAAUCCUUCCCCAGCAUUCUGACCUCUCUCCUCAGCAAAGUAGCCACCCUGUGAGGGACGGCCUGGAGCUCGUCCUCUCUGAUUCUUCAGCUGGAAAAUCAGCCGUUACCCCACUGAGUUUCAGAGCCCCACUCCCCUACAACUCAGGCCUAAGAGCUUCUGCUUAACUGUGCCUUGCUGCGGAGGCUUUGGGAUUUCUUUUGCUUGUUUAUUGUCAGAAGUCAGGCAGUGGCCUGAGAGCCUCCCCUGUGUCUUGUCCCUUGAUCCGGUGGUGGGUCUGGACAUGUGGGCAGAGGGAAGCGGUCCUGAACCGUGGCACACUGCUAUCAGACCCAGUUAGGAAAAGGGGACUCUGGCUCUCAGACCUCCAAACUUUGACCUGCCCAGAGCAUUAAGAUGACCGUACUGUGCUGAUUCAGUUGGAAGUAACAAACCUUUCUUUACCUUAAGAUUCACGUCUGCCAGCUGGGCGUGGUGGUGCACACUUUUAAUCCCAAUACUUAGGAGGCAGAAGCAGGUGGAUCUCUGUGAGUUUGAGGCUAGCCUGGUCUACAGAGCUAGUUCUAGGACAGCCAGGGCUACAAAAAAACAAACAAAAUCCAACCAGUAAGUAACAAUAAAAACAACAAAAACACCCUCUCCCUUUUCCUACCAGAUCUACAGAAACUUCCCUGGCACCUUCCCGCACUGCAGAAAUUUCACCCAGCGUUCCUAGCACCAAAUUUACACUGAAGCACAAGAAAUAGCUCUCAGAAUUGUUGCGGGCAGAGGGCCUGUGCGGUAGCUCACAGGGCACAGGCACUUGCGGCAAAGCAUGGCAACUUGGAUUCAAUCCCCAGAACACACGUAAAACUGGAGGAGAGAACCCUCCAUAAAGUCCCCUGACCUCCACACGUCAUGCCAUGCCAUGCCACCCUCCCCGGUAUGCACAUCACACAUGCUAAUAAUAAAGCUAGGGUAUCCACCUUCAGAGUCACACUCUUUCUUUUCUUUCUUUUUUCGAGACAGGGUUUCUCUGUAACUUUGGAGCCUGUCCUGGAACUAGCUCUUGUAGACCAGGCUGGCCUCAAACUCACAGAGAUGCGCCUGCCUCUGCCUCCCGAGUGCUGGGAUUAAAGGUGUGUGUCACCACUGCCGAGUCAAGAGUCCCACACUUAGAAGUUCAAAAUUGUUGAAUUUCAACCAGUAUCCUUAAAGAUGGUGUCAUAUUGUUCCUAAAAUCUGAGACAAGGAAGUCAGGAUUGAUGACAGCUGAGAAAGAUUCUUUAGCUGGGGUUACUGGUGCGUAGUGUUUGAGAGACAAGGAUUUUCAAAGCCCAGGGUCAGUCUGGGUUAUACAGCAAGACCCCCAUCUCCAAGAAUAUAAAGGUGUAUACAGCAAGACCCCCCAUCUUCAGGAACAUAAAAGGUGUGUUUUACAUGAAGUCUGUCCAUAGCCUAGAAAUAAAAUUCAAUCUGGAUUCCUAAGAUUUAUAUAUAUGCAGAGAGUUUUUAGUUUUAUAACUUUGAUUAGAGUUUCAAAGGGACAGGGUAUGGGGGUUACAUAUCUGUAUUCUGAGCAUUUGGGAAACUGAGGGAAGAGAAUGGUUCAAGACCAGCUUGCGUACAUGGUGAGAUCCUAUCUAAAAAUACCUCGACCACUCAAGAGGCAGAGGCAGGUAGAUCCCUGUAAGUUCAAGGUCAGUCUGGUCUACAUAGUGAGCUCUGGACCCUGUCUCAAAACAAACCAAAAGGCUAAAUAACAUUAAACGUCUUAAUAAAGUUACUCCAUCUAUCAUCAGGACCCAGCUGCUUUAUGUGUCAAACCUGGACAACAAAUUAGUCUUGGUGAGGCAUUCAGGGGGCUCCCCUGCAAACAGGACAUGUUAGAACUCUGUGAUGUUAGCUAAGCCAAGAGAGACCAUCGGAACAGAAGAGGUCAGCCUGAGCUGGCUGACUUCAGGAAGUCACUUGCCCGCUCCUCAUGCCUAUUUGAAGGGCUAACAUUUCUAGCCCAAGACCUAGGAGAGGUUUUCAGGACUGCUUGCUCUUGACAGUCAAACUUCAGCUGGACCCCGAGUAAUUUCCCGGACUUGGGCAGCGGGCUGUUCAGCCUUCCUAAGUGCCCUUCGCUCAGAUGUCAGGGGAGAGCAUUCUCGGGGCCCUGGAGCUGAAGUUAGGUGUGGUUGUGGUGUGUGCUAAACCGUGCCUCCACAGGAAGAAUGAGGUAGGAGGCUGCACAGGCUUCCUGUGCUGCUGCUUUCUGCUUUAGCUUGUGGGCUUCAGUGGUUGACUUCUCAGGAAAAGUGCCGGGUUCUUGUUUACUGACUGGGUAAGAGGAGUUACCAGGAAGCAGGUUUACAAAGUGAGUGUCAGACCCUCUGAAUUGAUUUCACUAAGUGGUAAAGAACACCCAAGGCUGGAUUGCAUGGUUUGGGAGGCCAAGGCGAAAUGACCAUGAACUAGAGACCAGAUAGGGCUCCACGGGAAAGUGAGAAAGACACCUUUCUAAACUCUCGUGACGCCUUGUAUUCUUGGCUGGACUGUUGCUCGUGCAGAAAGUCAUCCCACAGCUCAGCCUUUGAACACUGUUGCUUAUGCAGGGACAGACAGAUCAUUUUUAAGACAUCUGGACUGCAGCUAGGGUCUUCCUCCACCCGGUGGACUGGGCAGAAAAGUGCCAUGGUCUUUCCCUCAGAAAGGUCUGCAGAUAGCGGUUUGGGGCAUCCUCCCCAAAAGAUGAGUUAAGACACUAGUUCAUGGGCUGGAGAGAUGGCUCUGUGGUCAGGAGUGCUUGCUGCUGCAGAGAAUUCGGGUUCUGUUCCAGCACUUACAUGGUGGCUCAUAAGUGAUGCCCUUUUCUGGCCUCCCACGCAGCACCAGGCACAAAUACAUACAUGCAGGCAAUAAUCACACACAUAAUCAUCAUCAUCAUCCCAAACUAGUUCACAACUCCACUGCAAACUGUAAUCUCUGAGGGGAUUUCAAAAGGAACAUGCACCUGCUUUCUCACGGAGAUGAGGCUGGUUGGGCUCUGUCUUCUGAGCGCAUAGGCUACUGGUUGUCAUGCGAAGAACAAGAACUCAUAUCAGAAAGCAAUGCACCCUUCCAGUGUGGCCUUGAGCCUGGAGGGGUAUUGUGGCCAUUCAUGUGGGGAUUGCUCCUAACUGAAGCUGCUCCCUACCCAGCAGCCACUUACCUAGCCCCAAAGGCUGGGGUCACCCCCUCAUACUAGCAUGGUUCUGAAUUUUCACCGUACCAAAAGUGAACUCCAGAUACGUCAAGAGCGCAGGUUCUGAACAAGGCCUGCACCUGGCUACUAUGUGAGUCUGGAGCCUCUACCGUCUCAUUUGUAAAGCUUGGAGAUACUUCAGCAUGAUGUCUGGGACGACAGAGUGCAUUAACACAAGUGCAUGCUGUAGAAGAAAUAUCUCCCUUAGAAAGUCCCCGCCUGGAGUGGGGAGAUGGCUCAGUGGUUAAGUGCACUUUCUUCUCUCCCAGAGGCCCUGCACUCAUAGCGUCCAUACCAGGCAGCUCACAAGUCCCUAGCUCCAGGGGACCCUACACGCUCUUCUGGCUUUCACGGCACCUGCACACACUGGACAUAGACUCACAGACAGCACACACAAAUGUUAAAAAUGAAAUUUCCACUGGUUGGGCUGGGGAAAUGGCCCAGGAGGUAAAGUGUUGGCUGUGCAUGAGGAUCAGAACUGGGAGACCUAAAAUCCUCAGAAAAGCUUGUCAUCCCACUGCUUAAGGGAGGGAGGCGGGCCUGGCUUGGUGAUGCAUGAUGCAGAGGCAGAUUGCUUCUGUAGGCCAGUUAGAGCUUCACAUCUCAUACAACAACAAGACAAAAGGGAAAGACAGGAGCCCUGGAGCAAGCCGCCAGGCUAGACUAGCUGAAUUGGUGAGGUCUGCAGAGGCUCUGUGGGAGCCCGGGCUUCAGUUAAUACAGUGAGGGGUGAUGGAGGAAGCCUCCCCAGCAUGCUUCUGUCUCUAAUAGAACACACUUAACUGCUUGGACGGGAGCCGACAGACUGGUCGCUCUGCCUCUGCCUCGCGGUCAUCGAGGACACUAACCAUCUAUUUCCCACCCCGGAGGGCCAAUCCUUUUCCCUCAGAAAACACCGGUGUGCGAACCCCACCAGUUGACCCAGGCAUAUCCCAAACAGCCAAAUGUGGUUAGUUUCACACAGUUGAGGCGGACAGAACCAAUUCCAGCUGCCAGUCAUUAAAUGCUCUCUUCUGUGUACACAAUAGCCUUGAACUCAAAGCAGUCCUGCUUCAGCCUCCCAAGUGCUGGGAUUAUAGGAGUAAGCCAUCAUGCCUGACUAUUAAAAACCUUCCUCAUCCUAACAGCUCAAAGAAGUGGUUAUUUUUUAAAUUUUUAUAUAUGUGUGCAUGUGUGUGCGUGCUAACU
Messenger RNA from Microtus oregoni (creeping vole), 8346 nucleotides. RefSeq names its product up-regulator of cell proliferation. NCBI's taxonomy places the organism in Eukaryota, Metazoa, Chordata, Mammalia, Rodentia, Cricetidae. Gene Ontology annotation, molecular function: GTP binding. The record is from RefSeq and is a predicted model, not a curated record. Bases 340 to 2997 code for a protein of 885 amino acids. The transcript is spliced from 6 exons.